UGUGACAUCAGCGCGCUGUCGCUGUGUGAGACGGGCCAGCGCCCGCAGCUGCCAGUGCAGUCGCGAUGGGACGUGCUGGAGCCAUGGGUGACGGUGACGUCCUGCUGACUGCGCUUGUCCUGCUGCUGGCCGCCGUGGCUGUCUGGUGGGCCUUUGGCCACCGGCAACCACGGAGCCGGAGCACAAGGAAAGCGAAGAGGAGCAAGCGCCCCAGGGUCCGGCCCAGAGGCUCAUGGAGGAAGCGAGGAGCCCCUGCGGCUCCCAGGUUCCCCAGGCCUCGGGCUGCUCCUGGCAAGCGGCCACGUGCUCCCGCCAGCCCCCUGGGCAGCCCCUGCAGCUGCGGCCCCUGCCUGGCAGUGGCCCGGGAGCUGCGCGAACUGAUGCUGCAGCUCUGGGAUGGCAACGGAACACGUGCGCCCCUCUACUCUGGGAUGUGGCAGGCGUUGUGGAAAGAGCUGAAGGAGCUGCUGGAGCGAGGCCACCUGCCCUGCUGUGGCUCGGCCAGCUCCUCCACAAGCCUCCAUCCCUUCCAGAGGCUGCUCCCAGCGAGAUUCUCCAUCACUGGGAGAGCCUCAAGGCCUGCAAGGAUGGCACAGCAGGGGGGAGCCACCACCAUCCAUGCAGGAACCUCAGGCUGUCAGAGACCCUGCACCCUGCCACCAGCCUCUGCUAUCUCUGACAGCCUCCAUCCCUCGCAGAGGCUCAGUGAGACCUGUCAGCCUGCGGAAGGAGCAGAGCCCGCGGACAGGUCUCCCAGCUCCCUUGGACUCACGGACAUCAACGACACGGGCGCAAUCCUGACCCUUUACGUGUCAGGCGAAAGCCCAGAAGUCCAAAUGGGAGCCCAGCCCGAUGCGGGGGAGCCUGCUCAGGAGCAGCUGACGGGGCAGCAAGAGUCCUGGAGCCAGCUGUGGUCAUCCCACAGCGGCCAGGACAGCCAGGACGCUGCGCCGGUUCUGCCAGCUGGCAACAGCCCCAGCCUGGUGGUGGAGACGAGCCUUCAGAGGUUCCUCCAUCUGCAGGAAGCUGCCCCGAGACAGCCCUCGAGUGCCGCGAAGGGCUUUCUAGUAGCAGCCGCUCCUGGGUUUCCCCCGUGCCAAGCCUCGGGCUGCAGCCCCGGCCGUCGGCAGGAGCAGAGCCCAGCCCACGACGCCGGGGACAGCGACGGUGCCGCCCUGCCCCGCUGGCCCGGGGCUGCCGCAGCCGCCUGUGCGCGCUGCCCCGGCCCGGCUCUGCCGCUCGCCAGCCCGGCGGCUGCAGGGCGGUGGCCGCUGCCCGGCGCGCAGCAGGAAGCGGGGCAAAGGAGGCAGCGGCAUGAGCUGUACCUGUGGGGCCCGCCGCUGGGCAGCGGCGGCUUCGGCACCGUCUUCUCGGGCAUCCGCCUCUCGGACGGCAGCCCGGUGGCCCUCAAACGCGUGGCCCGGGAGAGCGUCCUGCAGUGGGACGAGCUGCCCGACGGCACCCGCGUGCCCUUGGAGGUGGUGCUGAUGGAGAAGGUGGGCUCUGGCUGCCAGAACAUCAUCCAGCUGCUCGACUGGUUUGAGCUGCCGGAUAGCUUCAUCCUGGUGCUGGAGCGUCCGGGGGCAUCACGGGAUCUCCUGGAGUUCCUGCAGGAGCAGGACCAGGGGUUCCUGUGCGAGGAGCAGGCGCGCUGGCUUUUCUGCCAGGUGCUGGAGGCCGUGCGGCACUGCACCGCCUGCGGCGUCCUGCACCGGGACAUCAAGCCGGAGAACCUCCUCGUGGACCCGGAGAGCGGCGACCUGAAGCUCAUCGACUUCGGUUGCGGCACCUUCCUCCAGGAGCGGGCCUUCACGGACUUUGCCGGAACGCGCGUGUACAGCCCGCCCGAGUGGACCUGGCUGGGUUGCUACCACGGCCACGCGGCCACCAUCUGGUCCCUGGGCGUGCUGCUGUACGUCAUGGUCUGCGGCAGCCUCCCCUUUCAGGACGACCAAGCCAUCGUGCUGGGGAAGCUCUUCUUCCGGCGGCAGCUCUCUCCAGAGCUCCAGCACCUGAUCCGAUGGUGUUUGGCCAAGCACCCUGCGGACAGGCCGGAGCUGGAGGAGAUCUCGCGCCACCAUUGGGUGUGGGGCCGGCGUUUUUGAUGCCUUGCCGGAGCCUCUGCAGUGUUAAGAAAAUAAGGCCUUUUUGUUCAUAAUAUAGAGUUUUCACAUCUAUAGAAUAGAAUCUUCACUUAGAGUUUUCACUUGUCUGAAUGUUAGGAAAAUAAGGCCUUU
This is a messenger RNA of Taeniopygia guttata (zebra finch), 2237 nucleotides long. NCBI's taxonomy places the organism in Eukaryota, Metazoa, Chordata, Aves, Passeriformes, Estrildidae. The record is from RefSeq and is a predicted model, not a curated record.